This is a messenger RNA of Macrosiphum euphorbiae (potato aphid), 333 nucleotides long. The record is from the annotation of a GenBank genome assembly. NCBI's taxonomy places the organism in Eukaryota, Metazoa, Arthropoda, Insecta, Hemiptera, Aphididae.
AUGCAGUUCGGUUUCCUGGCCGCUUUCGCUUGGAUGUUCGUUAUGUCGGCCGACGUUUGGGUCGUGCUGCACGUGUCCACGAAGAAACCGCGGGUGGCCGGCGGCCAGCGUCACGGCCGGUUCAUCGUAUAUUCGAUGUUUGCCUGGCUCGCGCCCGCCGCACUCACUGCACUGUCCGCUACCACACAAUUGCAACUGGCCCCUGUCGCGCCGUUCCCCGAGCUCAGGCCCAACUUCUAUUACGAAUGCUGGUUCCGGAACCCGCAGUCACUGGUCGCCGCAAUGUUCGCGCUGCCGGCCGGAACUGCGAUCGCCGCCAACCACGUGUCGUAA